CUGCAAGCCACUGAUAUCGAAAAGCAAUUUCCGUUAUGAUUGCCACAGCUCCCUAAUCCCCGCAACGGAUGCACGCAAAUGAGGAGCCGAGGAAGAAGGCGUUGCCGGGACAACGGCGACAACAAGUAGUCCUGGCAACAGUCAUCAAUCAAAUGGAAGCAGUAAUAGAGCUCAGAGCAGGGAAGCAUAACCAAAUAAGUCCCAACGGAACCGAGUUAAAAGUAGAAAUUAGAACUAAAGAAACAAGAUGUUGUGGGGACUCAGUUCGGCUUUGGAUCUGUACGAGGAGUAUGUGAAGGCCUUUAAGAUCAAAGAUGAUCCGGAAGCAGAGGCAGGAGCCGGUGGAGAUAAUCCCCUAAACAUCCUGAUUUGCGGCGGAGCUGAUCCGCGUCAUGUGAUCAAGACCCUGGCCAAGAGAUACACCCAUCGUUUUCAGCCCAAACUCAACAUAUAUCUGCUGGAUGGAUGCGCCGAGAUUGCAGCCAGGAAUAUGCUGCUCCUGGGCGUGGCCCUAGAGGAUCCCGAGUCCUUUAGCCUGGUGUGCAAGGUGCACUUGUUCAUGGACCUCUAUGGCAAUGCGGUGAUUCGUCCCAGCUCGCAUCAUUACAUGGCCGCCAAGGGUCGCACUCUGCUCCAAAUGGUCACCGAUGAGGCCAAGCUGCAGCGUCUGGCUCCCAUGCUGAAUAUAGAGGGGCUCAAGUACAAGGAGCGUGAUGGCCUGGAAAUGGCCUUUACUUUCUGGCAGCCGCAUGAAUGGAACGUCUUCGAGGUGACCAAGUACUGGGAGCAGCGGUCGAGGGUUCUUCUGGGCACCCGAUACGAUCAUCGCGAAGGGGCCUUCGACUGGGACUUGAGCAUGACUUUGAAGGAUCGUGGAGGGCAGCAGAUCUGCUCCCAGGAGUACCGCUACUGGCGGGAAUCGGGUGUGGCCUUCGUUUUCCCCGAGUAUGAACAGUGCAAGCCGAACAAGACGCUGGCCGCUGGAUUGGUGCGCAAUGGACGCACCUUCCUUCAUCGUGGCUAUGUGGGCGACAUCCAGACGGGACCCUUUUGCGGCUUCGGACUGCGCACCUCGGAGGAGCGGAUGCAUCACUCGAUGCAUGGUGAUAAUGACUAUCGCGCCACCGACAUAACCGAACGCAAUCUCCUCGAAUUUUUCCAUGAGCUGCAGACCCAGAAGCCUUACGAGCACGAUCCCACGCGUUCGCGAAAAUAUGGUUCCGUUAAGCUGCUGAUGACACCGUUGCUAAACCACCAGGAAGUGGAUGCUGCGGGGCAGGCGUCGUACGAAAGACCCUGGAUCAAAGUGCCCGGGGUAACCGUGCACUACGUGUCGCCAUUGGAGAUGGUCCAGUUGCAGCAGGGCUCUGGUCGCUGGAACAGCAUGUUCGAUGUGGCCUUUAUGGCCUAUAAUUACUAUAGUUUCCUGAGCAAGGACUUCUUUCAGGCUCUGCGCCCGCAGGCUCUCUUCAUCCUAGAGACCAAGCUAAUGACCGUGGAGCGCAAGGAUCAUGUGGCCGAGUACGAGACCAAGGCCAAGGAGCUGAUGAAGCAGGCCGGCCUCAAAGCGGCCAUCAACUAUCAGGCAAUUAAUGUCAAGAACAUGUGGCUCAAGUACAAAAAGACUGAUGAAGAAGAGGCGAAAGAUGAGCCGGAAGAAGAGGCGGAAAGGGUUCCUCUCGCUGAUCCCUCUGAAGAGUUUUCCAGUCUAGUGAUUGAAGAGAUUCCGGCAGGGAAUUCAAUUGUUGCGGAGAUCAAAAAGGAAGUAGAGGCAGAAGGUCCACUGCAGCCAAAGUACAACUUCCCGUAA
Drosophila takahashii is the source of this 1810-nucleotide messenger RNA. RefSeq names its product Dynein axonemal assembly factor 3 (gene Dnaaf3). Gene Ontology annotation, biological process: axonemal dynein complex assembly; motile cilium assembly. NCBI's taxonomy places the organism in Eukaryota, Metazoa, Arthropoda, Insecta, Diptera, Drosophilidae. The record is from RefSeq and is a predicted model, not a curated record.